Molecule: messenger RNA, 1759 nt
Organism: Aedes aegypti (yellow fever mosquito)
Lineage: Eukaryota; Metazoa; Arthropoda; Insecta; Diptera; Culicidae
Product: UBX domain-containing protein 7
Exons: 2
Coding region: 300-1601 (433 amino acids)
Biological process (GO): proteasome-mediated ubiquitin-dependent protein catabolic process
Cellular component (GO): nucleus
Molecular function (GO): ubiquitin binding
Source: RefSeq, a predicted model, not a curated record
AAACGUCAAACAAAACGUCAGUCGUCCAUCGCCAGCCAGAGUCGAAGUGGAUUUUGUUUGGAUCGGAUCGUUGUUAUGUUUCCAGUUUUCCGGUGAAAAUUCGUGCAAAAAUUGUGAAAAUCGUUCCGCGAAAUAAUGUGAAGUGCGGUUCCGGUGGUGAGGUAGCUAAAUCUAUCCGAUAAUUGAGUCGGCGUAGCUUCGAACGAACGCUCCAGCGCUUUUUGUCGGCGUGCAUUUCGAUUUUCCUCUUGCAGCUGCUGCUGUUUUUGGUUUACUGCUUCGGUUCAGCUGCUAGGAAGAUGUCCACCGAAGAAAAUGUGAAAUCGUUGAGGGAAAUAACCGGAUUGAAGCCGGAACAGGCAGCCAAUCUGUUGACGGCUUACAAUGGUAAUCUGGAGGGCGCUAUCAAUGCCUUUUUUGAGAAUCCGGAAGGAGUUUUGAAUCCAGAACCAUCGGUUGUAAUCAACGAUGAUGAAGAAGAGGAAGUACGGGCACCGAUUCCGAGAAAGACUGAAGUUUUGCUACCGGCCGAAGAUACAACCAGAGGGCGAUUGAAACGGCGAGGGGCCACAAUCACCGAAGUACCAUUUAGAAACUUUGAGCUCGAAGGGAAGCUACAAGAACAGAUGCUAAUGCAAGGGCAGGGUCCCUCCUCGAAGAAAAUUACCCGAUUGGAGGCUCUGUUCAUGCCGCCGUUCGAAAUACUUUUUUCAGGCAGUUUUGAUAUGGCUCAGAGGCAUGGAAAAAGCGUUGACAAAUGGAUUCUGGUCAAUUUGCAAGACGAUCUGAACUUCAGCUGUCAAACGUUGAACAGGGAUCUAUGGUCUGAUUCGCGAUUAAAAGAUUUCCUUAGAAACAAUCUAAUUUUCUGGCAGACGUCCAACAAGACGACAGAUGGAGCCAAGUUUAAAACAUUCUACAAAGUCAGCAGCGAACCAUAUAUUGGGAUGAUUGAUCCUCGAACCGGUGAAGAAGUGCGAACAUUUUCAGUUAGCGACGUAAAUCCGGUUAAAUUCCUAUCUUCGCUGAAGUCCUUUCUCACAGAAAAUAAAUCUCCCCAUGGAAAGGAGGUGAAAUUCGUAGAAUCCAGUUUUAUGCGUCCAUCGACUUCGCAGGCUUCUUCAAGUGGCGCAAAUGGUUCCAAAGCCCCCAGCUCCAGUAAAGCCAUUUGGAUUCCGGAUGAGGACGAGGAAGAGUUCCAGGAGAUUACUGAUAGCAGCGAUAGCGACUUGGAACCGGAUACUCCUACAUCAAAAUCUCCCUCGAAGCAGGCGACAAUCCCCACAGAAACGCCUAGCUCUCCGAUCCUCAGCUCAGAUGACGAGACAAACCUUCCGCCGGCGGAAAAAACUCGUAUCAUGCUCAAAAUGCCGGGCGACGUCACCGAGCGGUUGUUCUUCCGCAGUUCCCGAACCUUGGAUCACACGAAAGCGAAGCUAAUGAACAAAUUCACCAGCAAGUUUGCCGACCAGAAAGGGAAAUCGGUUCGGUUCUUCUGCCCGGCGGUCAAAACAGAUCUUGCGUCGCUCGACGGAAGUCAAACGCUGCUCGACUUGAAGAUCCACCCGAAUGCGGUCAUACACGUGACGGUAGAUGACUGAAUAUGUUACGCGUUCCGGUAUGGUGUUGAUCUUAUUAAUUCUAAUAUGUUUUAUCUCGUAAGACCAGUCGUCGCCGCAGUCUUUUCCGCUGAUGCAUGAAGGGCAAUGACUAGGAUUGAAUUUUAGUUUCUGAGAAGCCAAUAAAUUACUCAAACGUA